Messenger RNA from Drosophila willistoni, 1852 nucleotides. Its product is annotated as TBC1 domain family member 19. Lineage: Eukaryota; Metazoa; Arthropoda; Insecta; Diptera; Drosophilidae. Bases 228 to 1766 code for a protein of 512 amino acids. The record is from RefSeq and is a predicted model, not a curated record. The transcript has 7 exons.
UGGUUUUCGUGAAUAUAUGUAGAUGCACAUAUCAAAUCGAAAAACUGAAAUCAAAGCAAGCUACCCAAGUUUGAUCGAUAAAAAGUCAAACGAAUCGUUUAUGUACCUAACAAAAGAGCGCUUACCUUUUUUGUUUUGGCUAUCUAAGUGCAUAAAGGGAAAACUGAAAUUUGACAAGUUUAAGUAGAAACGACCCAGCCAACUGAGUGGUCGGUGUGUGGUACAGCAUGGAGGAGCUUCAAGACGCCAGUAUACAUCACAUGACAGCCAAGGUGAUUUCGGCGAUUAAAAAUACUAAAUGUUAUGAGCCCAUCUACAAGGAACUACAGAAAUUGGUAUGCAAUCCAAGCGUGGAUACAAACGAUAUGCGCAACACCUUGGAGGAUGCCAUCAAAGGGGCUGGACUGGAAACAGAAAUACGUAACGUAAUCUAUAACCUGGUGCGGAGUCGCAUCAGCAAAAAUGAACUGAAUGAGAAAUCCUUACCGACUUCUAAACAAUCAUCGAAAACCGCAGUAAGUGAUCCCCUGGGUUAUUUGAAAAGAGCUGGUGUUCUUUGGGACAGACGCGUAAGGAAAAGCCUCAAUGCCAUGUGCGCAGAAUUAAAAGUUCCGCUUCACGGCCAACCGCGCAUUAGUAGCGAUCGCGAGGAUUUUGUGGCCAAAUGGAAUGAACUAAGCAACUACAACAUGGAUUUGGCAAAUUAUCGUCCAGUGUAUGCACCUAAGGACCUUUUAGAAGUCUUGCUUUCUCUCAAAGGACCCGCAAAAACAACUACCGAAAACACGGACCAAAUUCCCCAAUGGGAGUUCUCUCACAUAGCAUUGCCCGUGAAAAAUCUUUUCGAGCUGCGGUCACAUUAUGCCGAUCUCUUGCGGAGCGAUAAUUAUUCGGCUAUGGAUACAACCACGCAAUGCCAACGCAUCUUGGAAGGAAGACAUGCGCCCAUGUGUCAGCAAUUCCUGAAAAAGGGGUGCACACCAGCACCAUAUCGUGGAGCCCUAUGGGCGUCUGUUUUGGAUAGCAAGCUACACGAUUAUGACAUAAACUAUUGGCAAAAGCUGAGAAAUAGUGUAUGGACCACCGAUCACAUAGUCGAUAAGUUAGUCUUCAAGGAUAUUCAGUUGACUGCCUCGAAUGAUGAUCAGUAUUUCGUAUUCGAGGAUGUUCUUUAUCAGGUCCUGUUGUGUUUCUCCCGUGACACGGAUAUUGGCAACUGUGUGGAAUAUGAAACAUUUCCUGUAAAGGGUAAAACAUACGAGGGUCCCCCGUCUGGUGUGGUGCCUUUCCAUGGCAUAUGUAUGUUUGCAGCCCCGUUCUGCUAUCUGUACGACUCGCCAGUAAAUCUUUAUUACACAUUUCGAGCCUUCUAUGUUCGCUAUUGCCACCGAUUGACCACCAUCAAUACACAUCCCCAGGGCAUUGUAAGUCUUUGUUUGUUGUUCGAGAAGCUACUACAGACUUAUGAGCCGCAAUUGUGGUCACAUUUUCGAGAGUUGCAGAUACAACCAUUGCGUGUAGUUUUCAAAUGGCUUAUGAGAGCAUUUUCAGGACACUUGCCACCAGAUCAACUGUUAGUACUGUGGGACUUGAUACUCGGGUUCGAUAGCCUAGAGAUUUUGCCCCUGUUUGCCAUCAUUAUACUAAGUUUCCGUAAGGAAAGUAUCAUGCAAGUGGCUUCCCUGGACAGCAUUGAAGCAAUUUUGGCUGAUUUAUCUUCAAUUAAGGUAUUGCCUUUGGUUCAACUUGCCCUGAGUCGUGACUAAACACAAAAUAUUUAUCUAAUGCGUUAACCAUAUAAGCAAAAUUUGUAGUAUACAGAGUAAUAAGAAAAAGUUAAGAAACAUCUAAA